CGUCUGGAACAUGUUUCUUAGUUUCCGGGUAGUGGUCCAGUUGUUGUUAGCAUAGCUAUCAAAGAGAGGAAGGGAGAAGUUGGAAGAAGUUUUGGAACCAACAAUGGUGGUUUAUAGAUAUUUAGAAUAACCAUAAUAAUAUAGUGAUGGUAUAAGCUAACUAUUUCGCUAGUUAUAAUUGUCAUCAUAAAACGCUUGGUUGAAUGUAUUCGACGUGCUGUCAUCAUUCCCGUCAAGAGAUAUCCAAGUAUUGGUGUGAACUUCCAUGACAUUUUCUAAACCUAACCAGAACUGACCGGCAAAGGAAAGGACGCCGAUUAAGACAGGCUGUCAGACACAUAAAGCCCACCAGUGGAUCAGGUGGAUGUAAAAAUGCCUUUAUUCUUUAGAAAGAGGAAACCAAGCGAGGACUCCAAAAAACGUCUGGAAUACCAGAUAACUCUGUCUAAAGCAGCAGGGGCUGAUGACAUUCUUGACAUCUCAAUUUGCGAACUCUCUGAGGUUCCUAGUAGUGCCAUCUCCAUAUGCAAGGUGCUACAGAAGAAGGUCUUUAUUCUCCAUGGCAAUGAGCUGAAAUCUCUGGUGCCCAAAGGCUGCUGUAUCAACUCUCUUGCAACCCUAAAGGUCUUGGAUUUACAUGAUAAUCAGCUGACCUCUCUGCCUCAUGAUAUUGGUCAACUGUCAUCCCUGCAGGUGCUUAAUGUGGAGAAUAAUCUGUUGAAGGCCCUGCCGGAGGGCAUUGGGGAUCUCCGUUUUCUGCAAACGCUCAACGUUAAAGGAAACCACCUCAGUGAGUUGCCCAUCUCUGUUGGACAAAUGAGCAGCCUGCGUAAUAUGGACAUCAGUGAGAACACCAUCAGGGAGCUGCCUCAGAUCCUGGCCCGCGUCCGUACUCUGGAAAGCCUGACGCUGGAUGCUGCGGAGAUGUCCUAUCCUCCUGCCUCAGUGUGUAUCAGGGGAACGGCGGACAUCCAACAGUUCCUCUGCACUGAAUUGGGAGAAGAAUACUCUCCGCCGUCUCAGUACCUGCUGCCUGUACUGGAAAAUGACUGUGGAAACCAGAACUCUGACACUGUGGAUGGUCUGGACCUGGCCUGGCAGAGCAAGUUCAACGACUACGAGAAGAGAAAGCAGGAGAAGCAGCAGGAGAAGCUUGCCUUUGAGCGUGAGCUGCAAGAGAAGCAAAAAGAACACACUCACCUACUGUUGAUGAAUAAUAAUCAGAAGGAGGGCAUCCUACAGUCAGUCCGACAGGAGCAGGAGCGUCUUGAGAUGGGCGUGUCCCUGCAGCAGAGGUCCCAGGAGGCAGAAAGGCAAAGGAUUCUGGGAAAAGUCAGGCAAGCUGAGACAGAUGUCAUUAGCCGCAUCAGUAACCUGCUACUCGAUAACAAGCGGCAGAUCAAGAGUGCAGAGUUCCUCCAAUCCUUGGAGGAGAAUCGGAUGCGUAUGGAGUACCUGGCUGCUAUUACUCAGGAAGAAUCUGAUUGUCUGAGGAGGAAGGAAGUGGCAGUGGCCAUGCAGAAGAUGCUAUCAGAGAGCUGCUCCGUGCGUCUGUUACAGCAGGCAAGCGAUUGGCGCAGACAGAGCCUGGUCACAGAAGCCUGCAGGAGUAUGGAAAAUCAGGACAGGAAGUGUGAUCUUGUGCUUUCGCUCCAACAGCUUGACAAAUCAAAAGCCAUUGCCCACAUCCUUCAAGAGCAGGAGGUGCAGAAGACGGCCUUCCAGGCCCUGCAGCUUCAGAAGGACAGCGUGCACGGCUACAUCCGCCAGCAGAUCAGGCUAAUAGAAGGUGAGCUAAUGCGAGUGACUAAACUGGAGGUCAAGCGACGCACUCUGGACACUGACAACCUGCAGGUUGUUCCUAAAGAGGUGUGUGUUCAGGAGGUGUUGUCAGAUCAACGCUCCGCUCUCAGUGACCUGCUCCAGCAGCUGCUCAAACAAAAGGGCCAACGAGAGGUGGAGCUCCAGCAUGUUCUGGCAGAGAUGGAGAGGAAGAGCGAGUCAAAUCAGCAGAACUACUGGAUGAUCCAAUAUCAGAGACUGCUGGACACCAAACCUCUGUCACUGCGCUUGCAGGAGGCGGGUGUGGAGAAGGAGUUGGUGACGCUGUUGUACAAGCUGUCAGCCCAGCACUACCUCCCCAUCAUGGCCCACCACAGAGUCACGGCAGAGGCCUUGCGCCACAUGACCGACAGAGACCUCACCAAGCUGGGCAUCAGUGAGGUGGGAGUCCAGAAAGCUCUUCUAAACUGGGCCAGAGAGCAUCCUGCCACACCCCCUGAAGGCACCUCCAAGACAGUCCAGCUUGAGGACGAGGCUGGACCGUCCCCUCCCCUCCCCCGGGCACCCACCCAGACCUCCACCCCUCCCUUGACUCCUGGCACCCCUGGGACCCCUGUUACCCCCUCAGCCCCCUGCCCUGUGGAUGCACCAGGCAGCUCAGAGUGUGUGGUCUGCAUGGAGACUGAGUCUCGGGUCAUCUUUCUGCCCUGCGGCCAUGUCUGCUGUUGCCAGACGUGCAACCAAGCCAUCCAGAACUGCCCUCUGUGUCGCAGUAACAUCUCCCAGCGGGUACGCAUCUAUCACAGUUAGGUUCCUCCAGGCCCGCUAACGAUGCUGAUGGCCCUGAACCCGACACGGACACAUUCAAAUAAGAUCUGUCAAGACUACGCAUUUGCACACUGUACACUUAACUCUACAGACAUGGGUGGGUGUGGCACGAUAUGCUCGUCAUUUUUGUGUCAUAAACAGAAAGGCCACAGUGCAGGAGGUUUGAAACAUCCAUGGACCUGGACAGGUUAGAAAGAUGAUGAAUUUUCUCAACUUUGUAAUCCAUAUAACGGACAUUAUGAAACUCAAGCUGUUCAAUUUAAGAAAUCAAAUUGACUAGUUUAUAGGGAUUUCUGUAAAAAGAUGGCAUAGUGAGAAUGUGGCAUAAGACGUCGGUCUGAAUUGUAUGUUGUCAGUCACGCGCCAACCUAAAUUAGGGGCAUCAGAAAAUAUAUCACUAUAAAUAUACCUAGUAAUUAGAUGUCAUCUGCUUGUGUAUAGAAUCCCUUGGAAUAAUAAACUACUAAAUUUGGGAAUUUGGGUGUAGGUCAGUGACUGCUGAUCACUUUAAAUAAAGGUAUCUGCUAAAUGGAUGCACUUUUAUUAUAUUACAUGACUUGUAUUAACCAUCUAACCUUAUUAACUCUUCCUUUCACUAUACAACAAUAACAACUUAUGCAUGACUGUUUGUAAUCGCCCUGUGAUCUAGUAUUAAAUAGGAUGAGGAGAGAGGGAUGAACGAGAGUGUGAAGAGAGAGGGGAGAGUUUGAGAGGAUAUUCUUCUUUCCCUUGGUUAAGAAGAUCUUUCAUCAUGGUGAACCAAAUCACUGGUUAGUCAAAUAAGGGGUAAAAAUAAGGGGUACUUACUUUGGUUGCUCUAUAGAGCAUCAAGACACUUUGAUGGCCAAAAGUAGAUCUGGACACCCCUUCAAUUGAGUGGAUUCAGCUAUUCUAGAUUCAUCCAUUGCUGACCAAUGUACAAAAUUCAGGACACUGCCAAGCAAUCUAGACGGUAGAACGUGGAGCCAUCAUAGGAUGCUUCCUUUCCAUCAUGUCAGUUGGUCCAUUUCUGCCCUGCUAGAGCUGCCUUUUGAUGUCUAAUCGCCAAGCAGCAUUCGUGCCCAUCUUCAAGUUCCAACAGCCUUCCCAGGAGAGUGGAGGUUGUCAGAGCAGUACAAUGGGGCACCAUCUCCAUAUGAAUGCUCAGGAUUUUGGAAUGAGAUGUUCCAUCAGCAGGUGUCCACAAACUGAGUAGGUGUCCACAUACUUUUGGCCACAUAGCAUAUCAGUGGAUCGAUUUGUUUUGUUGGAUGCAAUUUUGAUUUAUUUAUGACUUCAAAGGGAUAGAGUCUUGUGACUAUUUGGCAUCUGUUAGACUGUUUUAUGCCUUGGUCACACACCUGGACCUAACUGUAGCGUGCCUUUUCCCCACUAAUCCCACCACACCUUCGGAAUGAAAGUGUGUAUGUGUCUGUCACAUCUAAUGCUGCAACCUUUAAUGCUUUGUCCUCUAUAUCGUUGGUCAGUCGCUAACCUAUUUGUAUGCACUUUUCUAUCCGUCACUAUUCAAGUGCGCUUAGUCAUUCAUAACUUGGCAUGCGACAGGAAAUAACGGACAUUAAUAUUGUAUGUUAUGUCGACAAAAAUAUUGUAUGUAAUCUCGACAAAGAACAAUCUGUGUAAAAAUAGAUGCAGGAUUGCAAUCCAUUGAAUAGUGUUAAUUGUGAAAUAUGGUAGAUUGUUAUUUAUUUUUUAUGUGGUCAUGUAAAUGUGUCUUAUUCUGAAUGUUACUUUCAAGUCCAAGAAUAUUAAAAUAGUAAUAAUAAUACAUUUUAUUUUGGGGGCGCCUUUCAGGCCACAAGGACAUCUUACAGAAAAUGAGCCUGUAUAGGUUCAAAACAGUGGAGGUAAAAAAACAAGCCUCAAAUUGGGACAGAUCCAAUAUAUAAACUUGGAAAGUCAUCAAUGGUGAUGCAGAGGUUUUGCUGUUUGGAGAGUGUGGAUUUGGCGCUGAUGAGAAUGACCUCUAUAUGGCCUAUAUAUAUAUAAGAUGGCGUAAUGUCAACCAAACCCAACCACCACCACACUAUCUUUCUCACACAUACAUACAGAGUUAUCUUUCCUGCGCUUGUAUCUUGUGCAUAUCACUUAUUACCACACAUAUGUACUGUAUCGUAUAUGCAUUUAUUUAUCACAGUAUGCUGAAAUGUAAACUAAUUGUUGAAUUAUUGAAGCACUGCACAAACAGACAGUGUUAAAUGCCCUUUUUUUCUUUAAAACAUGAAUGGAAAUCAUGAAUGCAUGUGUUAACAAUCAGACUAUGAUAUGGGUUAAAUGUUGAGUACAUCUACAUUUUAUCUACUCUAAAAAUAGCCCUGUAUAUGUCAUGAGUUUUAUUAAUUUGGUUAAAAAAAAUCAGUUCCUUUUCACAAUUGUUAUUUGCUAUUAUAUCACUUGGAUGAAGAUGUUAUGGCAAGAUAUAAAAAAAGUUAAUGUUGUUGACAUCUUUCUUUAGUAGUAGGCUAUAUUAUUUGUGUGAUGUGAAAACCUGCUAUGGGAAAAUAAAUGUGCUUUCCCCAUU
Molecule: messenger RNA, 5131 nt
Organism: Hypomesus transpacificus
Lineage: Eukaryota; Metazoa; Chordata; Actinopteri; Osmeriformes; Osmeridae
Gene: lrsam1
Product: leucine rich repeat and sterile alpha motif containing 1
Exons: 25
Coding region: 373-2592 (739 amino acids)
Molecular function (GO): protein binding
Source: RefSeq, a predicted model, not a curated record